Messenger RNA from Daldinia loculata, 1881 nucleotides. Its product is annotated as mitochondrial Rho GTPase 1. Gene Ontology annotation, cellular component: mitochondrial outer membrane. The record is from RefSeq and is a predicted model, not a curated record. Gene Ontology annotation, molecular function: calcium ion binding; GTPase activity; GTP binding. Bases 1 to 1881 code for a protein of 626 amino acids. Gene Ontology annotation, biological process: small GTPase-mediated signal transduction; regulation of mitochondrion organization; mitochondrion organization. The transcript has 2 exons. Lineage: Eukaryota; Fungi; Ascomycota; Sordariomycetes; Xylariales; Hypoxylaceae.
AUGGCAAUAGUACGUGUUUGCGUCUGCGGAGAUGAAGGGACCGGCAAAUCGAGUCUCAUUGCGUCUCUUGUUAAGGAUGUUUUCGUGAGCAAUAAGAUACAACCCGUUCUACCCCAGAUAACGAUCCCGCCGAGUAUUGGUACUCCCGAAAAUGUCACUACCACCAUCGUUGAUACGUCGGCGCGUCCGCAAGACCGCACUACUCUGCGCAAGGAGAUCCGGAAGUCCAAUGUUAUUCUCCUGGUCUAUUCUGACCAUUACAGCUAUGAGCGGGUUGCUCUCUUCUGGAUGCCUUAUUUUCGGUCCCUUGGCGUAAACGUCCCUGUGGUCCUAUGUGCCAACAAGUCCGACCUCACCGAUAAUACCACUCCGCAAGUUAUCGAAGACGAGAUGCUACCCGUCAUGAACGAGUUUAGGGAAAUCGAUUCCUGUAUACGAGCAAGCGCCAGGGAGCAUCAGAAUGUCAACGAAACCUUCUUCCUCUGCCAGAAAGCCGUUACACAUCCUAUCGCCCCGCUCUUCGACUACAAGGAGGGUAAUCUGAAGCCAGCCUGCAUGUCAGCUCUGAAGAGGAUAUUCUAUCUCUGCGAUAAGGAUCAGGACGGUUAUUUGAAUGACGAUGAAAUCCAAGAAUUCCAAGGAAAAUGUUUUGAAAAGCCCCUGUCUCACGAGGACCUCGAUAAUAUUAAGCUGUCCAUCGCUAAAACUGUCCCUGGGUCGGAUACUUCAAAAGGGGUUGACAUGCGGGGCUUCCUGCAACUCAACAAGAUAUAUGCCGAGAAAGGUCGACAUGAGACUAUAUGGGUCAUUCUACGGAAAUAUCAUUAUACUGACAGCUUGAGCUUAGAAGAUAGCUUCAUUCAUCCUAAGCUUGACGUUCCAGAAUACGCCUCCGCCGAGCUGAGUCCUGCUGGCUAUCGCUUCUUCAUGGAUCUCUUCUUACUUUUCGAUAAAGACAAUGAUGGAGGCUUAAACGAUCAAGAACUUGAUGCUCUGUUCGCUCCCACCCCCGGCUUGCCUAACUCCUGGAUAGAAUCCUCGUUCCCAUCUACGACCGUCCGCAACGAAGCUGGACAUAUCACUCUGCAAGGGUGGCUUGCUCAGUGGAGUAUGACGACGUUCCUUGAACCUAAGACUACUUUAGAAUAUCUCGCGUAUCUAGGCUUCGAGCCUCAAAAUACUAGGGAAUCUCUCACUUCAGCUUUGAAAGUAACGAAACCCCGUAAGAGAAGAAGACGUCCUGGUCGGGUUGAACGGAACGUCGUGCUAUGCUACAUCAUUGGCGCGGCAAAAUCUGGCAAAUCGUCUCUUCUAGACGCGUUCCUCAACCGGCCAUUCUAUAGCAUGUACCAUCCAACCAUCAAGCCUAGAAGAGCUGUCAACAGUGUAGAGCUUCAGGGUGGCAAACAAUGCUAUCUUAUUCUAGAAGAGCUCGGGGAGCUUGAACCUGCUAUACUAGAGAACCAGGCAAGGCUAGAUUCUUGCGACUUGAUUUGCUAUGCAUACGAUUCGUCGGAUCCAGACUCCUUUUCACAUAUAGUUGACCUUCGAAAGCGGUUUCCACAACUCGAUGAUUUACCCUCUAUAUAUACGGCCUUGAAAGCGGACAAGGACAAAACAACCCAGCGAAGCGAGUUGCAGCCAGACCAGUAUACGUCAAACUUGAUGAUGAGUACGCCGGUCCAUGUGAGCGUAACGUGGAAUAGUAUUGGCGAGCUCUUCGUCGCCUUGGCGGAGGCUGCCACAAACCCCAGCACAGCAUUCCCCAAGAGCGAAGAGCCGCCACCCGACCGGUCAGGUUUAUAUCUUGCUCUCGGGGCGACAACUUGCGCAGCUGUGGCUGCCUUCAUGAUAUGGAGGCGAUCGACGAACUCUGCUUAG